Messenger RNA from Python bivittatus (Burmese python), 9815 nucleotides. It is a transcript of the gene PRRC2C, whose product is annotated as proline rich coiled-coil 2C. Gene Ontology annotation, biological process: hematopoietic progenitor cell differentiation. The record is from RefSeq and is a predicted model, not a curated record. Lineage: Eukaryota; Metazoa; Chordata; Lepidosauria; Squamata; Pythonidae.
UUAGGCGCCGCCGGUUUGGCUAUUCGCCCGCCAUUUUGGCCCGCUCUGUGUGAGAGCAGCUCAGGCGGUCGCUUCGGCCUCGGGGGUGAGCAAGGAGAUUCCAGACUCAAUGAACUGAAAUGUCGGAGAAGUCAAGCCAGAGCACAAAAGCAAAGGACGGGAAAACAAAGUAUGCAACACUUAGUUUGUUCAACACAUAUAAGGGAAAGACUCUGGAAACACAGAAAACUACAGUUACAACUCGUCAUGGAUUACAGAGUCUUGGGAAAGUUGCCAUUUCACGGAGAAUGCCUCCUCCAGCUAACCUCCCCAGUCUUAAAGCAGAAAACAAAGGAAAUGAUCCUAAUAUAAACAUUGUGCCUAAGGAUGGCACAGGUUGGGCUUCUAAACAAGAACACCAUGAGGAAGAAAAACAGGCAGAAGUGCCACAGGUGCAGCCAAAACCUGCAGUUCCUGCUCCUCCAGAAACACCUCCUGUUGUCAAAUCCUGGGCUAAUACCAAGCAAGGUGGACAGGGUGAUGGUCCUGGAGUUCAAAUAAAUAGCUAUUUCCAGCAAGAGUUUCCUAGUUUGCAGGCAGCGGGAGAUCAAGAAAAGGGAAAUAAAGAAAAGGAUGCAGCUGAAGAGCCUUAUGGUCCUGGGCCAAGUUUGCGUCCACAAAAUGUUGCUAGCUGGAGAGAAGGUGGAGGCAGAAGUUUAAACUCCCCAAACUCUCCAACUGAUCAAGAAGCAAAACCUCUUAUUCAAGAAGAUGGUAAUGUGCCUGGACCAACAGAACAAAGUGAUGUCCUUAAGAUAACAGAAAAGAAGGAUAUACGAAUAGCACAGCCUCCCCCACCCAAGAUGAAUGGCCAGCAGCAGCAGACAGGGAUCCUUCCUCAAUAUAGAGGAAUGAUACCACCAUAUAUGCUUAAUCAGUACCCUAAACUAGCAUAUCCACCAAUGGCAGGUCCCAGCAGAUUUCCUGCCCCACCUGAGAGCAACAGAGGCCCAAGGGGAAGGGGGCCUUCUUCAUGGAACUCAGAAACUGUAGAACGUCCAUCCAUCCUAAGUGCCAAUGAACUCAAAGAACUUGAUAAAUUUGAUAAUUUAGAUGCUGAAGCGGAUGAGGGCUGGGCUGGAGCUCAAAGUGAAGUAGAUUAUACUGAACAGUUGAACUUCAGUGAUGAUGAUGACCAGGGAAGUAAUCAGAAAGAACAGGAAAGCAGUAAUGAAUCUACUAAAGAUCUGGACAAGAAAGAUAUAGAAGAGCCUAAAUCAUCUGCUCCUUUGCCAUCAGUUGGAUCAAAAGGAACAUAUAAUAAAAGCAGUCAGUUUGACCAGGGACGUGGACUGUUACCAUCACAACCUUCAGUACUUGAGAGAAGCAGUUCUGGACUUCAUGUAAAAUCUGCUCUUCAGCAUCCACUUCCAGAUCGUAUGGGAGGGCCAGGAAGACAAGGUUCCUUUCCUCCGAGGCCAGUACCAGAUGAAGAUGAGAUUUGGAAGCAGAGGCGAAGACAGCAAACAGAAAUAUCUGCAUCGGUAGAACGAGCCCGUAAAAGGCGAGAAGAAGAGGAACGAAGAAUGGAGGAGCAAAGAAAAGCUGCAUGUGCUGAGAAAUUAAAACGCUUAAAUGAGAAAUUUGGGUGUGUACCAAAACCAACCCGGGAAGAUCCAUUGAAAGAAAAAGAAAAGAUCAAGGAAAAAGACAUUGAAAAGGAAAAGGAAAAAGCUUUUGAAAAGGAGAAAGAAAAAUUGAUAGACAUGGAAAUAAACGAAAAAGAAAACCAAGAAAAAGGAAAAGAAAUAGAAAAGGAGAAAGAAAGAGAGGAGAAAGAAGAAGUGGAAGAGAAACCUACAGCAGAUGACAAACCUAAAGAUGAAAUUUCUGAGUCUCAGGAGUCUGUCAUUGCUCCAGUGAUAUUAGAGAAACAAGAAAAAGAAAGCAUCAGUGAGGAAGAGAGAGAUUAUCAACUUGUUUCCACCAUGCAAGAAAGCAAUCUGAACGAAAGGGACAAUUCACAUGAAAGUGAGCCUGAUUCUGGUGCUCAGCCUCGUCCUGCCGUUUCUUCUGGCUAUUCAAAGCAGUUUCAGAAAUCGUUGCCACCACGAUUUCAGAGGCAACAGGAGCAAAUGAAGCAGCAGCAGUGGCAACAGCAGCAGCAAGGGGUUUUACCACAAUCUACACCAUCACAACCUUCUAGCAGUCCUGUUCCCCCACCACCACAUAGACCAUUGUACCAACCCAUGCAACCACACCCUCCACAUCUGGCUUCUAUGGGCUUUGAUCCAAGGUGGCUCAUGAUGCAAUCUUACGUGGAUCCAAGAAUGAUGUCAGGAAGACCUGCUAUGGAUAUGCCACCUAUGCAUCCUGGAAUUAUACCUCCUAAACCACUUCUGAGAAGGGAUCAGAUAGAGGGGACAGGAACUGGUUCAGAUUCUUUUGAUCAUGUUAGUCGAUCAGCGAGGGAACAUGCCAUACCACUGACAGAAUCACGUAUGAUGUGGGGGUCAGAACCGUAUGCUCACACAGAUCCUCAACAGACUAGUACCUCCCCCAAAAUCCUCGAAGAAACUGUUGAUAUAAGGUCUGAGGAACUUUUGGAUCAAGAGCAAAUAACUGUUCAAGCGGUAUACACAGGAGAAGAAAAUCAGUUGGACCCCCAUAUAAAGACAGACUUCUUCAAAGAAUCUGAGGAUGUGAACAUACAGCAGACUUCAAACAGAUCUUUAGAAAAUACACAGCCUCAUCAAUCAGACACAUGUCUACCAACAGUAAGUUUUGAAGUAACUGCAGGAAAUGUUUCAGAAAGCUCCAAAGAAGAGCAGGUGCCUAUAGAAGAGAGUAAUUCUUCUCUGAAAAAGAGCAUUUCUCAUGGAUCAACUCAUUCUCUGAAGUCAGAAGAGCCAGGGAGUGAUACACAGGCAAAUGUUCCAAAAUUAAACAACAGACACACUGAAACAAAAGAACCGCUGCUUGAAAGAGUGGACAGCAAGCAAAAAAAGGAGGGGUUUACAACUAGUAGGUUGUCAGAGGGACCAAAACCUGAAAAGUCUUUUAAACCUAAAUCUGAAACUAGGUGGGGUCCAAGGCCAGGGUACGGCAGAAGAGAGGAAGGUAGUGACAGGCCAGUGAGAAGAUCUGGUCCUAUUAAAAAGCCUAUUCUUCGUGAUAUGAAAGAAGAGCGUGAACAAAGAGAAGAACGUGAACAGAAGAGAGAAAGAGAGGGAGAAAGAUUGACAAAUGAGAGAGUCAGCAAAAUUGAGAAAAGGGAGCAGCCUCAGAUGCUAAUUUCCAGGUUAGAACCAGAGAAGACCACUACAGAUGGCAAGAAAAUAUUGCAAAACACAUUACAAGCUUCAGAGUGUACAGACAGCCCCACGGAAUCUAUAAUUACACCUGCUGUUCAGCAGCCUCUCAUUGUGCAGCAGGCAGCAGCAGUACUUCCUGUAUCUCAGCAGCCAGCUGCAAUCCAAACACCUCCACCUUCAGUUCCCCAGCCAGUCAGUCCACAAACUGCAGUUGAGGCUCCACCACUUACUGUACAACAGUUAUCGGUUCAACAACCUGUCAGUAUAAAGGAAGAAAAACAGCCAGAAAAAGUAAUUAACAAAGAACGAACUGUAGAAAGACCUGGUAUUGAAACCAGACCAGUAAAAAGAGAACCUGGAUUAUCUCCCAGAACAUACUGGAAAGAAGCUAGGGACUGGUUCCCAGACCAAGGAUACAGAGGGAGAGGGCGUGGAGAAUAUUACUCUAGGGGGCGCAGCUAUAGAGGUUCUUAUGGAGGCAGGGGUCGAGGUGGGAGAGGUCACAAUAGAGACUAUCCACAUUACCGAGAUACUAAACCUAGAGUAGAACAUGUCCCUUCUGGUCCUCUUAGGCAGAGAGAGGAGAGUGAAACCCGUAGUGAGAGCUCUGAUUUUGAAGUUGUUCCAAAACGGCGAAGACAAAGAGGCUCAGAAACUGACUCUGACAGUGAAGUACAUGAAAGUGCAAGUGACACUCUUCUUUCAGACAAGGACAGCUUAAGCAAAGGCAAACACACAAAGAGAGAAGAAAGGGUAGAUGUUAAAAAACCUUCAAAAGCCCUGUUAUCUUUCAAACCUGAAAAUAACAUUCGAGGGGACCAUAGAGUUGUAGAUAAAACAUAUGUAAGGGAAGAUGAGAAUAAGACCAAACCAGGUUUUCUUCCUAAAGGAGAACCUUCUAGACGUGGCAGAGGAGGGAUGUUUAGGCGUGGUGGAAGAGAUCCAGUUGGCCGCCCACCUCGACCAUCUAUUCUUAGGAGACCAGGAUACAGAGAGAAUCAGUGGAACCCAAGGCAAACGGAAACCUCCAAAGUUGAAGAUGGAGAACCACAACGAAGGCAUGAGCAUUAUGGCCCUAUACAGUUGGAUAAAAGACCUCCUGCAAAAUUUGAAAGGAAAUUUGAUCCUGUAAGGGAACGACCACGAAGACAAAGGCCUGCACGACCUCCCAGGCAAGAUAAGCCACCACGCUUUAGACGUUUAAAAGAAAGAGAGGCAGCAUCAAAAAUAAUUGAAGUCACAACCAGUUCAUCAUCAAGUGUGGCAGUGAGUAAUGCUGUUAAUGAGCAGCCAAGCACUACUUUGGAGGUUUCAGGAAGUAAAACACCUGACUUGUCCAAUCAAAACUCUUCAGACCAGGCAAAUGAAGAGUGGGAAACCGCUUCAGAAAGUAGUGAUUUCAAUGAGAGACGUGAGAGGGAUGAAAAAAAAUUAGCAGACAUCACAGCACAGGGAGCUGUUAAGACAGGAGAAAACACAUUAAUUCCCAAAAGAGAAAUAGCUAAGAGAAGUUUUUCCAGUCAGAGACCUGGGAUUGAUCGGCAGAAUCGCCGUGGCAAUAGUGGCCCAUCCAAAUCCGGACGAAACUUUUCAGGGCCAAGAAAUGAAAGGAGAAGCGGCCCUCCAAUAAGACCUGGGAAAAGGGGACCAUUUGAAGAACAGAUACCUGUUAUGAUUAGCACUGAACCAAUAAACAACAGUUUACAUCUGGAGGAAAAUGGUAACGGUGCUGCUGUGCUGAAAGGUUCCAAAGAUAGCAACAACAAGAAACGGGAAGAGCCCAAGUCUGGGCCAAAGAAACCCAAAGAAAAAGUUGAUGCAAUCUCUCAGUUUGAUCUUAAUAACUAUGCAAGCGUUGUCAUUAUUGAUGACCACCCUGAAGUGACAGUGGUUGAAGAUUCCCAGUCCAGCUUGAACAAUGAUGGCUUUACUGAAGUAGUGUCAAAAAAACAGCAAAAACGUUUGCAAGAUGAAGAACGUAGAAAAAAAGAGGAACAAACAGUACAGGUUUGGACCAAAAAGAAUUCAAGUGAAAAGGGAAGAUGCCCAAAUUCUAAGCUACCACCCAGGUUUGCCAAAAAGCAACAACAGGCAACUGCGGCGGCGGCGGCUGCUGCUGCUGCAGCUGCUGCUCAACAAGGUCAGGCUCAACCGCAACUCCCAUUGCAAUGUGUGUCUCAGAUUCCAAGUCCACAAACUUCAGUUCAGCCACAAACACAAGCAAGUUGUGCAGUGAACGUCUGUACAGACUAUGCAGGAACAAGCAAAAAUCUGCAGAAUGCACCUGCCCAUAAUGCUGUAGGAACUGAAUUAUGGGAUAAUAAAGUACCCCCUACAACCGUCCUCAGUGACAUCUCUAAAAAAUUAGGACCCAUUAGUCCUCCACAGCCACCUUCUGUCAGUGCAUGGAAUAAGCCUUUGACAUCAUUUGGAUCAGUUACGUCACCAGAGAUACAGCAAGACAUUUGGACAGAGAUAGGCACAGACAGAUCCAGGCAGGGAACACCUCCUGGACAGGAAAGUGGAAUUGAUUUGGGGAUAGAAACUAUUCAGUUUGGAGCUCCAGCCUCUAGUGGGAGUGAUAGUGAAGUUGGCCCAGUUUCAGAUAAGGCCUCGGAGAAGCUUCUUGAACCAAAAGAACAAAGGCAAAAGCAACCCCGUGCAGGACCUAUAAAAGCACAGAAGCUUCCAGAUAUGAAUCCAGUAGAAAACAAAGAAUACAAGCCUGGCCCAAUUGGGAAAGAACGAUCACUAAAGAACAAAAAAGUAAAGGAGGCUCAACAGGGUGAUUCUGAGGUGCAAGAAAAGUCCAGUCCUACUACAGUCAGAAGCCCAGAUCCUAUUACUUCUAAAGAAACCAAGGCAGCUAAUGAACUUAGUACAGAAAUAGGAACAAUGAUAUCAGUGCCUGCUGCAGAAUUUGGAACAACCCAGAAAGAGUCUGUAACGGAUUAUACAACACCGUCUUCUCAUUCCAGUACAGUGGCAACAAGCAGUGCAAAGAUGGAAGAGGCUUUAGUUACAAAUGUGCCCCUGCCCCACACCCUUCCCCUCCCUAGGAGGGAGACUCUACAACAGAGCUCCAGCCUAACUCCAGUUUCUCCCGCUACCGUCGACCUCACCCUCAAGAUGGAAUCUGCUCGCAAAGCGUGGGAGAAUUCACCAAAUGUGGGAGAAAAGAGUUCACCUGUUACAUCAUCAGCAUCUCCUGUUACUGGUGGUAAUAAUAGUGGCAGUGGAGGUGGGAACAGCAGCAGUAGCAGUGGACCAACCAGUGGUACAUACAGCUCUUUUUCAAGUGCAUCAAUGCCUCCCAUUCCUGUAGCUUCUGUUACACCUACAACUUCAUUGUCAGGAGCUGGAACAUACACUACUUCCUCACUGAGUACAAAAACCACUACAACCUCCGAUCCACCCAACAUCUGUAAAGUGAAGCCACAACAGUUACAAACAAGCAAUUUAGCAUCCGCUGGUCAUUUUUCCCAAUUAAGCUGUAUGCCAUCUCUGAUUGCCCAACAACAGCAAAGUCCACAGGUCUAUGUGUCUCAAUCAACAGCAGCUCAAAUUCCUGCUUUCUAUAUGGAUACAACUCAUCUAUUCAACACCCAACAUGCACGUUUGGCUCCUCCUUCCCUUGCCCAGCAGCAAGGAUUUCAACCAGGACUCUCACAGCCUACUUCAGUUCAGCAGAUACCAAUCCCAAUAUACGCCCCUCUUCAAGGGCAGCAUCAAGCCCAGCUGAGCUUAGGAGCGGCACCUGCUGUCUCCCAGGCUCAGGAGUUGUUUAAUUCUUCUCUGCAGCCAUACAGAUCUCAGCAGGCAUUUAUGCAAAGUGGCUUGUCUCAGCCAUCUCCAGUGGUUCUUUCGGGCACAGCUUUACACAACUUCCCAGCAGUGCAGCAUCAAGAACUUGCCAAGGCACAGUCAAGCCUUGCAUUUCAACAGACAUCCAACACUCAACCUAUUCCUAUCCUGUACGAGCAUCAGUUGGGUCAAGCUUCAGGAUUAGGAGGUUCCCAGCUUAUUGAUACACAUCUGCUCCAGGCGAGAGCUACUCUUACCCAGGCCUCAAAUUUGUAUUCUGGACAGGUUCAGCAACCAGGUCAGACAAGUUUUUAUAACACUGCUCAGUCUCCCAGUACUCUCCAGCAGGUAAACUAUGGCAUGGUGACAGUACCUAUACCAGGAUCACAACUUUCUUUGCCCAACUUUGGAUCAGCAGGCCAGCCUUUAAUUGCUCUUCCACAAUCCCUUCAGCCUCCAUUGCAGCACACACCACCACAACCUCAGGCUCAAAGCCUGAGUCGGCCAACCCAAGUAGGUCAGCCUUUCAGAGGACUAAUUCCAGCUGGAACUCAGCACAGCAUUAUAACUGGGAAGAUGUCAGAAAUGGACUUGAAGGCUUUUGGAAGUGGUAUUGAUAAGCCAGGCACUCCUCCAGUUUCUGGACGAAGCACCACCCCAACUUCUAGCCCCUUCCGGGCUGUCUCUACAAGUCCAAACAGUCAGUCCAAUAAAAUGAACACCAUUAUUUACCAGAAGCAGUUUCAGUCAGCAGCUGUGAGAAUGACUCAACCAUUUCCUCCUCAGUUUGCACCGCAGAUCCUCUCUCAGCCUAACCUGGUCCCUCCAUUGGUAAGAGCCCCACAUACUAACACCUUCCCAGCACCCGUUCAGAGGCCGCCAUUGGCACUGGCUAGUCAGAUGCCACCUCAGAUGACCACAGGUCUUUUGAGCCACCCUCGUUUGCCACAUGUGGCGAGGGGUCCUUGUGGAUCAUUCUCUGGAGUCAGAGGCAAUCAGGCCCAGGCUGCGAUGAAGGCUGAACAAGACAUAAAGGCAAAGCAGAGAGCAGAAGUCAUUCAGUCAACACAGAGAUUCUUCUCUGAACAGCAGCAGAGUAAGCCACCUGGAGGCAAAAUACAGAAAGUGGGUGACAAUGGGAAUAAAGCUCCAGAGGCAGUGACAGACUCCACCUCUGGAGUCUGCCAAGACAAAGUGGAAGAGAAACAGAAUCCUGCAACAGCACCCAAGCCUAUUAGAACUGGUCCAAUCAAACCUCAGGCCAUCAAGACAGAAGAAACAAAAUCAUAAGUAAUUUGUCUGCAUACCAAUAUGGAGAGUGAAGUGACAGCUGAACAAAUCUUUAGCCCAGAGGGCAAGACGUACCUGUUCAAAGCUAUGAGUAGCAAAAGCAGAGACAGAUGUGAUCAGCUAUGAGCGCUAAAGAUCUGGAAUCGUGGGACUUAUAUUUUCUAUGCCAUUGCAUGAAUGAAUGUGAUCAAUCUGAAUUGAAGCACCUGUCUGUUUUUCAAGGAUGCAAAAUUAAAUAAUGCUCCUGAGGUAUUUUAUUAGCCAAAGGUAAACAUUCUCCUUUUUGCUUCUGAUUUAUUUAGGGCAGAUUGGAGAACACCACGCUGGAUAGAACACUGGGUUUGAUUUUGUGCUGCUCAUGUCCAAAUAAGAUGUUGUUCUUUCAGAAUGGAGCAAGAGAAUUUACAGCAAUGAAUAAAGUCAUAAAGAGCAGCUUAAUCACCCUCCAUUCUUCCCCUACCUCCCACCGCACACCAUUUCAUUUUGUAAAUGUUUGUUGUCAGAUUUCCAAGAAAGGCAGGAUAUGUCUGCUACUACAGUUUGAUUAUGGUGCUGAAUUUAACCGAAAAAAAAAGAUGCGAAUUGCUUCUCCACAUUAAUGUAAUACCGGAAGGGCAGAUUUGGGAGGCUCCCUUCAGGAGUUAUAUUUGCCAGUUACAUUGAGCUUGAACUACACAGUGCUUGAGAAGAAAGCCUUUGGCCUUAAAAUGCUUCUCAGUUUAUGUGAAUAUAAAGCAACAAGCACUUGAUCUUGGGCCACAAAAUACCAGAUAUUUAUAUCAAAGCUGCAUCACACUUUCUUUCUGCUCAUUGUGCUGGAAAAUAGAAUCAAGUCAAAUAAUGCCUUUAAUUGUAUCCUUUAGUAGUAUAGCUGUAGGGAAAGUACUGUAUGAUAACUUCUGUGAAUGUAAAAUAUCUCAUUCCUGCUUACAAUAUGUAGUUGUGACUGUGCUAUAGCAGAGCUGUUUAAAUGAAGUUACUCAGACUUUUCAAGUCAAUUGGAAGGCACCACAUUGGCACAUCAUUUACCGAACUGUUUCUUCUGAGAAUUUCUUUCUUUCCCCAACACCUUUCUGGAACAAAGAAUGAAUCAAAAAAGUGUAAUGUGUAUAAUUUUGUUCAGAUGAUGGCAAAAUCUGGAAAAGUCUGUUGCUGCUAUUGAUGCCUAGUGAAAUGCUGUUGGUUAUCUUUUUUAUAUAAAUAUUAUAAUUUGCAUUUUUUGGAAAUUUAGCUGUGAUGUCAGCUUUGGAGAAAGAUAUCCACUUGUACUGUGAGUUGGCAUUGUACAGAAAUUAACAGCCAUAUUGGUCUAGAAAAGUUUAAACUUUUUUUUUCAUUUGUACAGGGGUAACGCACUGUAUUAAAUAUGUAAGGUCUUAUUUACAUGGGUUUGAUUACAGAAACUAAUAAAAUAUUCUCUACAUAAAA